AUGAGUCAAAGACUCAAAGUUCAGCUUCCUCAAGACUCUGUCUCUUCUUCAAAUGAUAGUAUAUCACAAGAUCUUGUACAGUCAAAUAAGCUAACAAAAACAAAGAGAUCUAAAUCUGAUCAAAUAUCUAACUUAUCUGUUAUUGCCAAAGAUCCAAUGGAAAAAAUAGAUAGAAAGCUCUUAUAUUCUACAGAUAUACUAGUCUCUUUUAAACGUGCAGUAGAAGAAG
Ambispora gerdemannii is the source of this 229-nucleotide messenger RNA. Lineage: Eukaryota; Fungi; Glomeromycota; Glomeromycetes; Archaeosporales; Ambisporaceae. The record is from the annotation of a GenBank genome assembly.